Messenger RNA from Seriola dumerili (greater amberjack), 2403 nucleotides. RefSeq names its product cadherin 7 (gene cdh7). Gene Ontology annotation, molecular function: calcium ion binding; cadherin binding. The transcript is spliced from 11 exons. The record is from RefSeq and is a predicted model, not a curated record. Gene Ontology annotation, cellular component: catenin complex; plasma membrane; adherens junction. Gene Ontology annotation, biological process: calcium-dependent cell-cell adhesion; cell morphogenesis; adherens junction organization. NCBI's taxonomy places the organism in Eukaryota, Metazoa, Chordata, Actinopteri, Carangiformes, Carangidae. Bases 1 to 2403 code for a protein of 800 amino acids.
AUGAUGGGGUGGUGUUGCUCAGGCAUAUGCAGAGCCCUGGCUCUCCUGGCACUCCUGCUUCCCUUGCAGGAGAGGGGCUGCUGGGGGCUGAAUCCCAGCUCUGGGGAUCUGGAGAGGUCCCCGCACUCAGAUCCAGACCCCUGGGACGUCCUGCACAGGCACAAACGCAGCUGGGUAUGGAACCAGUUCUUCGUAUUGGAGGAGUACACAGGAAAUGAACCGCUCUAUGUUGGCAAGCUACACUCAGAUGUGGACAAAGGAGACGGCAAAGUGAAGUACGUGCUCUCCGGAGAGGGCGCCACCUCCAUCUUCACCAUUGAUGAGAACACGGGAGACAUCCAUGCCACAAAGAGGCUUGACCGGGAGGCACAGGCCUACUACACCCUGCAGGCUCAAGCUGUAGACCGACUCACUAAUUUACCUGUGGAGCCCAAGUCUGAAUUCGUGGUCAAGGUCCAGGACAUCAAUGAUAAUGAGCCUAAGUUUCUCGAUGGACCGUACUUGGCAGGGGUACCAGAGAUGUCACCCUUAGGAACCAUGGUAGUGCAAGUGGCAGCCACGGACGCGGAUGACCCGACAUAUGGGAACAGUGCCAGGGUGGUCUACAGCAUCAUCCACGGACAGCCGUACUUCUCGGUGGAGCCAAAGACAGGUGUCAUCAGAACAGCUCUGCCUAACAUGGACCGGGAGACGCGGGACCAGUACGUACUUGUCAUCCAGGCCAAAGACAUGGUCGGCCAGAUGGGUGGCCUCUCCGGCACCACGUCUGUUACUGUCACGCUCACGGACGUCAACGACAACCCGCCUCGGUUCACUCACAAGAGCUAUCAGUACACAGUGCUGGAGUCGCUGCCGGUGCAAUCUGUGGUGGCCAGAAUCAAAGCGGCGGAUGCUGAUAUAGGCUCCAACGCAGAGAUGGACUACAGGAUCAUGGACGGAGACGGGCCUGGCAUGUUCAACAUCACAACAGAUGAGGACACACAAGAGGGGGUCAUCAUUCUCCUGAAGCCUCUCGACUUUGAAACAAAGAGCAGCUUUUCCCUGAGAAUCGAAGCCACGAACAGGAACAUUGACUCCAACUUCUUGAGCUUGGGCCCAUUCAGCGACACGACGUCGAUCAGGGUGACGGUGGAAGACGUGAACGAGCCGCCCGUCUUCUCCGCGCCACUUAGCAAGAUGGUUGUUUCGGAGGACGCCAAAGUGGGCACCUCGAUCGGGAGGGUCUCUGCCCAUGACCCAGACACCUCCAACAGUGCCAUCAGGUACUCCAUCGACAGGAACACAGACUUGGAGCGCUUCUUCAACGUGGACGCUCUAAGCGGGGUCAUCAGCACGGCCAAGCCUCUGGACCGAGAGGCCAACUCCGUCCAUAACCUCACCAUCUUGGCCAUCGAGAGCCAGGACCCAACCCAAAUUGGGAAAGGCAUCUCUCUCAUCACAGUGCUGGACAUAAAUGAUAAUGCCCCGGUCUUUGCCAUAGACUAUGAAACUCUCCUCUGCGAGAACGCCUUGCCAGGACAGGUGAUCCAGACCGUCAGCGCCGUGGAUAAGGAUGAACCUCUGAGCGGUCACCGCUUUUAUUUCGCCCUCGCUGCACCUGUUGCCGGCAACCUCAACUUCACUCUGCGAGAUAACAAAGACAACACGGCGUCCAUACUGACGAAGCGAGGCGGUUUCAGGAGACGGGAGCAGCCUGUUUAUCGGCUGCCCGUGUUGAUCGUGGACAGUGGAAGUCCUGCCCUCAGCAGCACCAACACGCUCUCGGUGCGCGUGUGCGACUGUGACUCCGACGGCGUGGCCUUGUCUUGCGGAGCCGUGGCCUACACAGCGACCGGCCUGAGCACCGGCGCCCUCCUGGCUAUUUUAGGCUGCAUCAUCACACUUCUGGUGAUGGUUCUGCUAAUUGUGACAAUGCGUCGGAGGAGGAAGGAGCCUCUGAUUCUUGAGGAGGAGAGAGACAUCAGAGAGAACAUCGUCCGUUAUGACGACGAGGGCGGGGGAGAGGAGGACACGGAGGCCUUCGACAUGGUUACCCUUCGUAACCUGAACGUCAUUAGAGACCCCAGCGUACGGCGAGAUGUCACACCGGACACACCUACCUUCUUUCAUUACACAUCAGCUACACGCCCCUCUUACAAGUCCCUGCCGGACAAUGUGGUGUUUCGAGAGUUUAUUUGGGAGCGACUUAAAGAUGCUGAUGUGGACCCGUCAGCUCCCCCGUACGACUCUCUGCAGACAUACGCUUUUGAAGGCAGCGGCUCGGUAGCAGAGUCACUAAGCUCACUGGAGUCACUAAGUACAGACUCAGAUCAGAACUAUGACUAUCUCACCAACUGGGGACCACGCUUCAAAAAGCUGGCCGACCUGUACGGCAACAGCGACGGCACCAGUGUCUUCUCAUAG